AUGGCGACAGACAUUACUCUCCUCUGCUCUGAUAACAUGAAUUGCGACAGCACCAACCCCCCUAUUGGCAUGGCACAUGCGCAUGCUCCUCGAUCCACAGCAUUGACUAGCUCUCGAGAGCUCCGAGAAAUCUACUCUCCCACGACCCCAACCUACGCCAGGAGGUCGCACGAGCCCCGGUCGGCAGCAAACUUCAACGGAAAUCUGGCCCGACGAAGCCACAUUUCAUCGCCUACAGCUACUAGCUCUCAACUAUUCUCCCCGGGCAGGAUGGACCAAAGCUACGUCAACAAGAACCUCUCGGUUCCUGAGCUUGAACCGCUCGUGACGUUUGGGAGUCUUUGCUACAUGGAUGGGACGCCCAAAGGAACACCGAUCAAGUUUGACAUUAUUGGCGUUAUUGAUAAGGGCUUCUUCCUUGCUGAUGGUGAAUGGACUUGUUACAGACGCAACUAUUUCUCCUGUAACUGUGCCUACACAAUGAGUUCCCCUCCACCGCAGCAUGCAUGGGCCACCAACAUUCCUAUUCAACUUACGCAAGAGAGUACGGGGCAGACGUUUACUGUUUGUGGGUUUGCAAUGAGCAUCUCGGCCGUCGUAGCCGAAAGCGAGAGUCAGCCGAUCGAGCUUGUGCAGCAUACACCGAAAAGAGACAAGGGCCCGACCUCGGCGCCGGACAAGAUUCGCCUGGCACCCAAGCCAACUCAAACACACCACCAUCAUCACCACCACCACCACCCUCAGCUUGGAUUGUUCCACCCAGUGACUGGAGAUGUCUCGAGGGGCCAUUACGACUCGAGUGGAUAUGGACAGCAGCAGCAUGCUCCUCCCACGGCGGUUGAGCACACGUUCGAGCGGAUUCAGUUCAAACAAGCAACUGCAAACAACGGGAAACGACGUGCCCAGCAGCAGUACUACCACCUUAUAAUUGAGCUCUGGGCCGACGUCGGUGGCAAUCAAAACGAGCAAUGGGUCAAGGUUGCCCAGAAGAAGUCAGCCAAGAUGAUCGUGCGUGGGCGGUCACCGGGUCACUACCAGUCCGAAAGGAGAGGCAGCAACACUAGUGGUGGAAAUUCAGGUGCUGGGCUCGGAUAUGGGGGUGGUGGGAUCAUGGGGACUUCUGAUUUCACCUCUGGCGGAGCCGGAAUUCUCUCGUCGAACUUCACCGGUCACGCUGCAUACGACACGCGGGGCGGAAGCCAGUAUUCGCACAAUCGACAUGGAUCUCAAGAUACAGGCGUGGAUCCUAUCAUGUCGGAAGACUCCAAGCCAAUUCAUGACUCCAAGGACUAUCAGUACUAUCCGGCAGCCAUCUACGAACACGGCACUCAAGUGGAAAUGUUUCAACACCCUAGCCGGGACCAACAGCAUGCCAACAACAGCAGUGACGCUCAUGGAUCCGAUCACAUCUCCAGGUCAGUGAAACAUGAAUACGAAGGCAGCUUGCCGAGCAUCUUCUAUCCUGGAGCUUCUUGGAACAGCAGUUCCGGACAAUGUGGGCGCUACGACAGCAAGCACACAUCGAAUGGUUUUUACCCUGUGCCAGCCGCAUCCGGUCUCAACAUUACAUGAUCAACCACAUGUCUUUCCCCGAGACAAAUUGCAGCGCCUCUGCGCAUGAAAAUUCUCGGCACAGGUACAACUGACCCGUGGAGCUUACUUUUCCUACCAAAUCAUAUGGCAACCUUGGUUCAAACCCUUGGCCUCCGGUUGAUACCCACAGCGUGCGUGUUUGUGAGGAGUAUCCAAGACUGUUAGAUCUUUUUGAUGUUUCCUUAUUUGUGUUCCUUUUCCUAGUUCCCCUUUCUCUCUUGUCUAGAUUUGCCAACAAUCUCUGGCUGUGCAGAUCUGAUGAAAUGAUGGAAACGAUCUCCUUGGCAUGUUGUUCUCAAUUUUACUUUCCUUUUUUGACUCUUCUCUUUGUCUGUUUGGGUUUAUGUAUGGGCUGUGUUCAAAAAAGGAGGAAUGCCGAAACAAAACAAAACAAAACGUUUGUCUCCACGGGCAACACCUAGAAGGCGCUGGUGUUGGGAAAUAGCUGGCAAAACGGAACAGAAUUUUGACGCUUUGGGAUAGGGAAUGGGAUAUGUACGGAAAUGUGGCAUUUGCAAGGAAUACCCAGGAGCAUCUGGCUUUUUUUUUUCAUUCUUGGCCUUGUUGGUUUUUUACUUUGUCCUCCACUCAACUACUGUCGUACUUUUUAUGAAUCCUUCGCUCGCAGGAAACUUCCUUCGAAAAAAUAAUCCAUAUCGCCUGCGAGCUCCAUAUUGUGGCCGUCUUUAUUCUGCAUAUACUUAUCGCAAGACGUGCUACCCGUUUUGUGACUUAUAUGAAUUUCUGAUGGUCUCUGAGGUUGCCGACAUUUUGAUUUUCGACCUGACGGCAGCCACAUCAGAUUCAUGUCCGUUGAGGAUAAUAUCAAAGCUUGAGAUAGUUGAAACACAGUGA
Molecule: messenger RNA, 2448 nt
Organism: Pyricularia grisea
Lineage: Eukaryota; Fungi; Ascomycota; Sordariomycetes; Magnaporthales; Pyriculariaceae
Exons: 2
Coding region: 1-1572 (523 amino acids)
Biological process (GO): meiotic cell cycle; positive regulation of transcription by RNA polymerase II
Cellular component (GO): nuclear chromosome
Molecular function (GO): DNA binding; DNA-binding transcription factor activity
Source: RefSeq, a predicted model, not a curated record